UUUGUUUCACGUCGGCCUCGUUUGGAAAUGAAAGUCAACUUAUUUUCCGUGUCAUCACGCACGCAAAUCAACGUGGACAUUUAGAAACAUGAACAUUGAUGCGUGUUGAACAUAUUUAACAUAGCAGUUUAAUUAUCGUUUAUUUAUUUGGAAAGUGUGAAGUGAUGGCUUCUGCAACAAAUGUUGUUAAAGUUGGAUCUAGGAAAAGUCAGCUUGCCCUUGUUCAAACAAACACCAUCAUCAAUAAAUUGAAGGAAUUGAAUCCAGAAUAUGAAUUUGUAGUUGUUACCAUGACAACUACAGGUGAUAAUAUAUUGGAUUCAGCAUUGUCAAAGAUUGGAGCCAAAGACCUGUUCACACGAGAACUAGAGCUGGCUCUUGAGGCCGGUGAAGUGGACUUUGUGGUCCAUUCAUUGAAGGACUUGCCAACCAGAAUAGCAGAUACCCUAGUCAUAGGAUGUGUGUACAAGCGAGACAGUGAGUUUGAUGCAGUGGUUAUGCAUCCAAAACACAAGGGCAAAAAAUUAGAAGAUUUGCCAGAAAACAGUGUAAUUGGAACAUCAUCGCUUAGAAGAGCAGCUCAACUGUCCAGGAAGUUUCCAACAUUCAAAUUUGAAAAUAUUAGAGGCAAUCUGAACACACGCUUCAAGAAACUGGACGAGGAUGAGAAGUAUGAUGCCAUUAUCCUGGCUGAGGCAGGGCUUGUACGGAUGGGGUGGGAUGACCGGAUAGCACAGGUUCUAACGCCAGAUGAAUGCAUGUAUGCAGUCAGUCAGGGAGCAAUGGCUGUGGAAUGUAGGGCGGGGGACAGAAAAACCCUCACCCUACUGUCCGACAUACACCACCAAGACACUGCUAUAGCCUGCAUAGCGGAGAGGGCUUUCCUUAGACGAUUGGAAGGAGGAUGCAGUGUCCCAGUAUGUGUCUCCACCAAACUGUCAAAGACAAAGUUGACGUUGACGGGUGGUGUGUUUAGCAUAGAUGGCAAGCAGUGUGUACUGGAUACACACUCAAAAGAUCUCCCCGAAGAACCAGCAAACAAAAAGAUGGCAACCAACGGUCACCUGUUUGCUGCAAUUGUGCCUGGUAACAUCGACCCGGCAUUGUGCCACAUCGCAGAAGAAGUUGGAACAGAGCUUGCAAAUCUUCUGCUGGCAACCGAGGCAGCAAACAUUCUCGCUGAGGCUAAGGAGCAGACGGCAAGGGCAGUGAUGGAGGAGAAAGCAAGAAAAGAGCGGGAAAUGGUGGAGAAAACAAAGCAAGGAGAAGUCACUGCAGAGUAGGUUUGGUAGCAUUAAGAAUGAUAAUAAUAUGUAAGGACAAACUAUGUUAUUUAUAUAUAUAUGCUGAAAAUGUGUUUUAUACAAUUUUGCAGCUAGAGAUUUUAAUUUUGUGUGUAAAAAAAUGGAUCUAUUAGAUGGAAAUAUUUUCCACAGCCUAUGAUUUGAAGUCAGAGAGAGACAUUACACAGAAAUGGUUCUGUAAAGUACCUUUUCUUGUAAAUUUGUGUAACAGUCUAGUCGAUUUGUUAGGAUUGUUGGUUUAAACCCUAAAAAAUGGAUUUUAUUUGAAAUGUGUGUUAAAGUAUGAAGGUAUGAAGACGUUUGUUAAACUUCUUCAGUUAAAAUUUAGUUGGCUCUGACAAUGUUGACUUUUACCAACACAUACACCAUCUUUUUUUUAUGUCCCUGGUAGGGUGGCAUAUAGCAGUUGAACUGUCCGUCAGUGUGUCAGUCAGUAUGUCAGUCUGUCCGUCCGUCUGAAAACUUUAAUGGCCAUAACUUUUUCAAUAUUGAAGAUAGCAACUUGAUAUUUGGCAUGCAUGUGCAUCUCACAGAGCUGCACAUUUUGAGUGGUGAAAGGUGAAGGUCAAGGUCAUCCUUCAAGAUCAAAUGUCUAAUAUAUGGUGUUCAAGGUCAUCCUUCAAGGUCAAAGGUAAUUUUUUUUUUAUAAAUUUCAAAGCGGCGUUCUCAUGAAGCUGCACAUUUUGAGUAGUGGAAGUUCAAGGUCAAGGUCAUCCUUUAAGGUCAAGGGUCAAACAAAAAUAUAUAAAAAAUCAAAGCGGCGCAAUAGGGGGCAUUGUGUUUCUGACGAACACAUCUAUUGUUUAUAAUUGUAACCAAUAAUACACUUUUGUAAAUACAUCUCAUUUUCAUUUUGUUUUGUUUUUCCUUUUAGGGCACAAAAAAUUGAUCAGUUGUUGGGCUGAAUUGUUCCCUUAAACAUUGAACUGAUAUAGUGUAGUAAAUAUAAAUUGUAAUUAUUUUUAAUCCAGUUUUAAUAUCGUCAGAGGAGAGCGCUUAAAAAAAAUCAAUACACUUGUAGAAGUUUUCAGCCAAACAAUGCGUUAAGUUGAUAUUUUAAGUUAAAUGUUGAAUUCUUACAUUUUGUACUUUUGAAUGUUCAAUGUAAAAUAGGCUCUCUGUAUUGUAAACAUAUGUUGACUAAAGCAAAGUGGAUAGAAAAAGUAACAUUUUUUUAAAAUGAAUGGGCUUUCAAAAAUAGAAGAUACAAACUCACUUUACUUUUUGUGGCCCUUUCUUUAUCUCAAAAUUUAUCAACAAAUAUCCAAUAGUCAUUUAAACAAGAAAAACACAAACAAAAUAAAUUUAACAUAGUGUUUAUUCAUAUUUAUGUAAUAAUGAUAUACAAAUAUUGUAUUACAUGUUUGAUUGAUAUCUGUUAUCUGAUAUUAAAUAUUGAUUUAAUCGGUUUUAAUGUGAUUGUAUUCUCAAAUAACUUGGUGAUGUAUAAUCAUGUUUUUACAACCAGUUAAAUGUCAGAGUUUGAAAUAAUUUCUAAUGUAUGGUAUGUAGCAUUACUCAUUAUUAUCAUUGACUCAUCUUCUUUCUUAUUUGUACAUUACAUAAUGUAAACUAUAUAACGCAUUUUAUUCAAGAUUACAUUCCAAUGCAUAUGUACUGCUAUCAUGGUGCUCAGAUGGGUGUUUUAUUACUAUUCAGCAAUUUUGCUGUAAUUUGAACAGCUGUUCUAUUAGAUCUACUGUUUAGAUAUGAUAAUUUAAUUUAUAUGUUUUAUUAUGCUCCCCCAAAAUUAAUUUUGGGGGAAGCAUAUAGUCGCCGCUUCGUCUGUCCGUCUGUGUUUCCGUGUGUCUGUGUGUCCGUCCGUGCACAAUUUUUUGUCCGGGCUAUUUCUCAGAAUCUAAUGACCGUAAUUCAAUAAAACAUUAUGGGAAGCUUCACUACCAAGAGGAGAUGUGCAUAUUAUCAGCAGGUUCUGGUCAGAUGAUUUUUCACAGAGUUAUGGCCCUUUGAAAUUUUCCAUUAACUGUACAUAUAGUGCAAUUCUUGUCCGGGCUAUUUCUCAGCAACUAAUGACUGGAAUUCAAUGAAACUUUAUGGGAAGCUUCACUACCAAGAGGAGAAGUGCAUAUUAUCAGCGGGUUCUGGUCGAAUGAUUUUUCACAGAGUUAUGGCUCUUUGAAAUUUUCCAUUUUACAUAUAGUGCAAUUCUUGUCGGGCUGUUUCUCAGCAACUAAUGACUUUAUGGGAAAGUUAACUACCAAGAGGAGAUGUGCAUAUUUUCAGGGGUUCUCGACGGAUGAUUUUUCACAGAGUUAUGGCCCUUUGAAAUUUUCCACUUUACAUAUAGUGCAAUUCUUGUCCGGGCUAUUUCUCAGCAACUAAUGACUGGAAUUCAAUGAAACAUUAUGGGAAGCUUCACUACCAAGAGGAGAUGUGCAUAUUAUCAGCCGGUUCUCGUCGAAUGAUUUUUCACAGAGUAAUGGCCCUUUGAAAUUUUCCAUUUUACAUAUAGUGCAAUUCUUGUCCGGGCUAUUUCUCAGCAACUUAUGUCUGGAAUUCAAUGAAACUUUAUAGGAAGCUUCACUACCAAGAGGAGAUGUGCAUAUUAUCAGCCGGUUCUCGUUGGAUGAUUUUUCACAGAGUUAUGGCCCUUUGAAAUUUUCCAUUGUACGUAUAGUGCAAUUCUUGUCCGAGCCAUUUCUCAGCAACUUAUUACGGGAAUUCAAUGUAGCUUUAUGGGAAGCUUCACUACCAAGAGGAGAUGUGCAUAUUAUCAGCUGGUUAUGGUCGGAUGAUUUUUCACAGAAUUAUGACCCUUUGAAAUUUUCUAUAAACUGUACAUAUAGUGCAAUUCUUGUCCGCGCUAUUUCUCCCCAACUACUGACUGGAAUUCAAUGAAGCUUUAUUGGAAGCUUAACUACCUUGAGGAGAUGCGCACGUUAUUUGUUGGUACUGGUAAGUUGAUUUAUUUAGAGAGUUAUGGCCCUUUAAAAAAUUUAAGUUGCUAAACCAUCCAUCGUAUUAAUUUGUCCAAAGUUAUGCCCCUCAAGACGUUUCCUUUUAUCUGAAUAUAUAGUGCAAUAUUUCGACAAAAAAAACACUUUGGGGAGCAUCACCCGUCUUCGACGGUUUCUUGUUUGUUAUAUUAUAUGUGACAUGCUGUUUUAAAAUACAAAACAAUUGUUUUGUUUAAGUGUGUGAACAUGAUAUUUUAAUAUUGCCUUUAAAAUAGUACAGUUUAUUUUAAACUUUUGGUAUCUCAUGCAUUAUUGAAUUUAGAUUAAAAUUUAACAUUGUGCAUUGUGAUGGGUCUGGGUUUCAAGAGAUAUUUAAAUGCCAUGUAAUUGAUCUAGGCUUCAAGUAGUUUGUGCUUUGUUAUGGGUCUAGGUUUCAAGUGGAAUCUUACAUGCAUUGUAAUGGGUCUAUGUUUCAAGUGGAAUCAUACAUGCAUUGUAAUGGGUUUAGGUUUUAAGUGGAAUCUGUAAUGCAUGGUAGUGGGUCUAGGUUUCAAAUGGAAUCUUACAUGCAUUGUAAUGGGUCUAGUUUUCAAGUGGAAUCUUACAUGCAUGGUACUGGGUCUAGCUUUCAAGAGAUCUCAUUCUGAUGUCCUUUUCAUGGAAUUAACCAAGUCAGGAGACAAACAUAUAUCGCUGUGCUCUUGAUUUAUGUCAAAGGAGUGGCUUUUGUAAGCAGCAUUUGGUGAAAUGUUAGCAUCAUAUCUACAAGAACUCAGUUAAGGGAAACAGUUGUUUCUCAAAGGUCGAUCAGAACAGUAUUGACAGUCUUCUAUAAUCAGAGUAACAUUUAAGGUCGUCAGAUCUUAAAGUUACUGCCACUAAAGCAAGAUAUUACCGGUACUUAAAAAUAUUGUUUUUUGUUUUUUUAACUUAAAAAAUAUCAUUUUUUGUCCCCAUUUACAAAAGUUUCAAUAAAACGUUUGUGUAUUAUUGGAAUACUGAUUCUACAUGCGUUUUUAUUGUUUAUGUGAAAUUGAACGAAGUUUGAAACAGAUAUAUCAAAAAAGAAAAAAAACACACUUUUGUUUAUUCAUCUGAAAUGCCGCAAACCAUGUUAAGUUUACCCGGUAAAGAUUGUGAUGUGAUAUGUAAGAGUGCCAGCUUCGGUUGAUAUAUCAGUCGGUCAGUUGAAGUAAAAAUGUUAUAAGAGUGUGGAUCAAACUACUUCCACACAUAUGGAGUAAUACAAUUGAAACUUUAAAUAUAUCGUCAGCAUAAGAUGUGAUUCUGUUGUACAUGUGCAAGACAAUUCUUUCCGAUCAUGUGUCCUUCUCAGUGAACCACAUGGUCCUGACUUAUUUGCCCUUUAACUGAGCUGACAAAGUGUGUGAGGGUACACAUGUACAAGUGAGGUCUUCGUGAAGUAUGAAUACAUUAUCACGUAGAUUUAAUCAAAAGAAUUGUUUGAAUGGUUUAAGAUUACAGACAUGUUUGUGUACUAUAUUGUUACAGAUAAGAUUAUUUGUGCCUUAGUUCUAGCUUAUAUAUUAUAUGUUGCAGAUUGUUUGUAUCCUAAAUACAAUGAAUAUGGACAGAAAUGUUUGUUCUUUCUUUAU
This is a messenger RNA of Dreissena polymorpha, 5838 nucleotides long. RefSeq names its product porphobilinogen deaminase-like. Gene Ontology annotation, biological process: heme biosynthetic process. The transcript is spliced from 11 exons. Gene Ontology annotation, cellular component: cytoplasm. The record is from RefSeq and is a predicted model, not a curated record. The coding region runs from base 165 to 1283 and encodes 372 amino acids. Gene Ontology annotation, molecular function: hydroxymethylbilane synthase activity. Lineage: Eukaryota; Metazoa; Mollusca; Bivalvia; Myida; Dreissenidae.